AUGGAGGCCGCUGUGCGUUUCUCCCAGAACUCGUCUCCCGGGCACCAGCAACGAUUCCUGUACGUCGAUGUCGUCGGAAAAUCAUUCAGACUGUGCAACAUCACCAAACAGACCAAAAAUGACUUCAGAUACGAACCCAUCCAUACUUCAACCAAAGUGCCGGCGUUUCGCGCCUUCGACUGGCAUCCCAUCAACGAGGAUCUGGUCGUCGUCGGUCAGGCCGGCGGCGAAGCUACGCUUUUGAACAUAGCAGAGGGCCAGCAGGACUCCCUCUCUUUUCAAGUCAGAAGCCAACGCCUGUGCAACGCCGUGGCCCUCAACAGCCAAAAUCUCUUGGCGGCUGGCCUCGACAAAGUGAGGACAGAUUUUUGUCUCAAUAUAUGGGAUUUUAACCAGCGGCUGCCUACCGCGGGCUCAAAGGGGUUUUCUAAGAACUACUCAGAUCCCCUCCAUAAGUUGGCAAGUGGGGAGCCCAUCACCAGUUUGAAGUUCUUUCAGGACAACCCUACGCUUCUGGUUGCGGGGGUCAAAGGUCAAUUUGUCCGAUUGUACGAUUUGCGAGAGCCGUCCAUUGGUAACGGACUGCAAUUUGCGACUCGGUGUGUUCAUAACUUGGCCAUCGACUGGCGGGACGAGAACUACUUUGCUUCUUGCUACCCGACGAACGAUCCUUCGAUAUGUGUUUGGGAUCGAAGAAUGAUCAGCCGCGUCAACACGCCACAUAUGGGUUUCGUCGGUGGCUCCCAUAGUGAAAACCGCCAGCCUGAGCUGUCGCUGGAGUUGAAGAGCGUCGUCGAAAGCCCAGGGACAAUCUGGAGCGUGAGGUUUUCAAAGGCUGAACGAGGAUGCUUGGGCGUUCUUUCUAGUACAGGGCAGCUGAAAGUAUACAAUUUGGGCAAAGAAUUUGCUUCAGAGACCUACAAGAUCGAAAAUGAUGGAGGCCAUGAUCUCUCAUGGGAAACCAGCGCACCGCAGGAAAUAUUUCUUAACCGAGCGCAGGACCUUGAGAAGCAAUAUGCAACUCCUUCUGCUGCGAGAGACGAAAAAUCGAGGGUUGUGUCAUUCGACUUCACGACAACGACGACAAAGAUGAGGCAAUCGAGAAUGUUGGUCCUAGAUGGACGGGGUCAAGUCAAGAUCACUUCCCCAAGCCCUCCUCCAGUACCCUCAGCUCUUUCUUCGGCUGGAUAUCUGUGCAAAGGCAGCCACCUCGUCGAAGAAAUGCCCAUGGCCACCACUGAACCAGGAAUCCUGUUCGAACAAAUUCGGCGCCGAGCUCAGCCUCGAAACAUUCUCAGACAGACGUUGAGGCAAUCGCGACAGAACAGGACAAGUUCUGACACGAAACGAAUGUCGAGCCUUGAUGAUCAGGCCUGGCACGCAGAUUUAGGAUACUAUGAAAAGGACGUGCCAUUGCCCGACCUUGUGGCAUUGACCUCGCUCCAGCGGCUGCGUUGCGAAGCGGGCUAUCUCUUGAACCCCUCCAAGAAUAAAGCCAUUGUCUCAGACUCCCACUGGCUUCAGUCGUUCUGGGCUUGGGUGGAACGUGCUGCGAAAAUAUCCAAGAACGGCAACAUGGCACACGACAAUUUUGAUCUCUCUUACGUCGGAAUUUAUGGUCUUUGGAUGGAAGACAUCGAUCCCAAGCAUCGAACGCUCGGCCAGACCCCUAACAAACUUGGCAAAACCAUUGAGAAUCUGGUGCGACGCUUGAACAUACCAGGGAUCAACAAAACGACAACCGAAUAUCCUGCUAACAGGCAGCUUUGCCUUUAUUCAGCCGGCCUAGCGUGGUCCUCUGAUGAACUGGACCUGAUCGUGAAACGGCUGGUGACCAAAAAUCAGCACACCAAGGCGGCAGCCAUGGCUCUGUUUGCGAUGGAUCGCAAACUGGCGUACAAGGCUCUCCGCAGCAAGACUGCCAAUCAGUCCCACAAAAUGCUAGCUAUGGCAAUUGCAGGUGCAUUCAAGAAAGCCCGAGAUGAAGAAGCUGGGACGAGGAGCACUGAUGAGUCGGAUGCCCAGAAUGAUUGGGCUGACACUAUUUCAUCCCUUGCCGAUGACUUGACCGAUCCUUAUGCCCGAGCAAUCCUGGCAUAUGUCAAAUCCGGGGAUUGGUCGAAUGUUGUUACCGAAGAAUCUCUCCCUCUCAAAUACCGCGUCUGCAUCGCUUUGCGACACUAUGACGACUCGAAGCUGACAAAUUAUAUCUCUCAAGCGACCAAGGAAGCAGUGACUACAGGUGACAUUGAAGGUGUCGUUUUGACUGGUACGGCUACGCAGGCUGCUUUCGACCUGAUGAGCGGCUAUGUUCAGCGCUUCGGCGACCUACAGACAGCGGUACUGGCGCUUUCCUCGACCGUUCCACGGUACCUAGACGAUGAGGCGGUGCUGCGCAAGUUCAAUGGCUGGAAAGAUGCCUACAGGCAUAUGAUGAACAGUUGGAAUUUGAAGUUUGACAGGGUUCGAUUUGACAUUGCCUGCCAGAAUGCCGCCAGAGACGAAGCAGGGAGACCGCUCAUAGCACCGGCAAAGCAACAAGUAGGCCUCGUUUGCAAAUUUUGCGCACAGGGCAUCGCACAUCUGGCUGGCAUGAACGGCGAAAACGGCCCAGGUCACAAGGUUGUGGAAACCCCACGUCACCCACUGACCAAGGAGAAGGCCGCGGCCAUAGGCAUAGUCUGCCCCAAGUGCGAAAGACACUUGCCACGUUGUGGAGUCUGCGACCUCUGGCUUGGAGUUCCCGACGAAUCGUAUCUACCGUGGUACGGGUCGCAGCCGGCGUCGAAGCAUGAUGCUGGCAAGGUAAAUCAUGAUCUCAGUGCCAGUGUUGCAGGGAGUAUCCAGACAACACUGGGACCUGACUCCAUGACCGGGUCAACCGUCAAAGGAACCAGCUCUCCUCGGCCUAGACACUCGGGUCCAGGGAACUCGAAGAUUUCCUUAAGUGAUUCCUCGACAAGGACGGCCGUACCUAGUCCCCAGGCAGUCGUCAAGGGGACGGAUUCUGUUCCCGACAUCAUGGUGGCUGCGCCGUCAGGUUCGGCGCCAGAUCAGGAGCCUGAUGGCGGAAUGGGGAUGGCUGAGAACGCAAGGAGGUGGGAUAGCGCGAUGUCUCGCUUCACAGUGAUGUGCCUCAAGUGCUCUCACGGGUGUCACGCCGCACAUGCACGGAUGUGGUUUGAAAAGCAUCGUGUGUGUCCCGUUCCAGAUUGUACAUGUCUGUGCAACGAGUGA
Messenger RNA from Fonsecaea erecta, 3237 nucleotides. RefSeq lists its product as hypothetical. NCBI's taxonomy places the organism in Eukaryota, Fungi, Ascomycota, Eurotiomycetes, Chaetothyriales, Herpotrichiellaceae. The record is from RefSeq and is a predicted model, not a curated record. Gene Ontology annotation, molecular function: protein binding. Gene Ontology annotation, cellular component: cytoplasm. Gene Ontology annotation, biological process: positive regulation of TORC1 signaling. The transcript has a single exon. Bases 1 to 3237 code for a protein of 1078 amino acids.